This is a messenger RNA of Daphnia magna, 809 nucleotides long. RefSeq names its product pro-resilin. The transcript is spliced from 3 exons. Gene Ontology annotation, cellular component: extracellular matrix. The coding region runs from base 151 to 540 and encodes 129 amino acids. The record is from RefSeq and is a predicted model, not a curated record. NCBI's taxonomy places the organism in Eukaryota, Metazoa, Arthropoda, Branchiopoda, Diplostraca, Daphniidae.
GUUAAAGAGAACAAAACUGAAAACUUGAAAUUAUUGGGCGCAAAGAGAAAACGGACAAAACUUUCCAGCAGAUUCACUUGUUACCUGUUGUCACGCUUCGGAAAUCAUCCUCCAGCAGCCAGGGAUUCCAUGAACAUAUAAAAAGGCAAUAUGAAUAGCUACAUGGUCAGUUCCUCUACCUCCUUUAUACGCACUGCAAUGCAUCAGUUGUUUAUUGUCGUUCUUGCCUUUGCAAUCGGAGUUUCCGCUCAAUUGGAUUCCCCUUAUUCGAGCCCAUCAGACUACCCCGCUUACGAGGACGAGCCUAUGAUGCCCUACACGUUUGGCUACACCGUCAAAGAUGCUCAAACUCACAGCAACUUUGGCCAUCACGAAACGGCUGAUGGGGAAUCUGUAACGGGAUCGUACGUUGUUGCCCUGCCCGACGGACGCACACAGAUCGUUUCCUACGUGGCCAAUGAAAACGGAUAUUUCGCUGAUGUCAAGUACGAAGGAGAAGCUAUUUAUCCCGAACAUCGGCAAUCAAGCUACCCCAACUAGCUCACAGCUGUCAGUUUGCAACCACAGGACUACAAUACUUUUAACAGAAUAAGUUGUUCCCGUUUGUUUGUUAUCGAUUCGGGUGAAAGUCAGUCAGGAGAAUUUUACUCUUUCAAUUUUACGAAAAUUAUUUUUUUCAAUGCACCGAUUGAUAUAAAUUAUGGUAAAUAAUGUUAUUUUUGUUACAAACCUUGACCCCUUUACGUAAAGUUUUGAUUCACUAUAAUAAAACGCUAUUGGUUGUCUACAGAAAAUCGGCCGAAAUCUGA